Molecule: messenger RNA, 947 nt
Organism: Thrips palmi
Lineage: Eukaryota; Metazoa; Arthropoda; Insecta; Thysanoptera; Thripidae
Product: brachyurin-like
Exons: 7
Coding region: 23-898 (291 amino acids)
Biological process (GO): proteolysis
Molecular function (GO): serine-type endopeptidase activity
Source: RefSeq, a predicted model, not a curated record
CCUCCGCGACCGCGCCGCCGCCAUGAAGACCGCCGUCCUUCUGUGCGUCGCCCUGGCGGGCUGCGCCUGCGCCCUGGCUGCCGGCGAGGGAGACGAGGUGCAGGCUGCCGUGGGCAAGCUGGAGAAGGCCUUCUUCACGGACGUCCCCGCACCGUCCAAGAAGGAGAGCCACGGCCUCCGCAUCAUCAACGGCCAGGUCGCCGCGCCGGGCCAGUUCCCGUACUACGUCGGCGUCUACAUCGACUUGAGCGGCUUCUGCGGCGGCUCCCUCAUCAACAAGAAGUGGGUGCUGACGGCGGCCCACUGCGUCGACGGCGGCAACUUCUGGGCGCUGUUCAUGGGCGUGACGAGCAUGUGGAUGGCCAAGCAGGAGGGCCGCGAGGUGCACGUGACGCGCGGGGGGCUGCACCACCCCGACUACGACAGCAAGCUCAUCAUCAACGACCUGGGCCUGAUCCAGCUCAUGAACGAAGUCACCAUCACCAACCUCAUCGGCACCGUCACUCUCACUCCGAAGGGCGUCGACUACGUCGGAAGCAGCCCCACCGUGGCCGGUUUUGGCAAGAUCCACGACCUGCCGAAGAUCAUCAGCGACGACCUCAUGUUCACGUCCAUGCCCGUGGUGAGCAGCGACAUCUGCUACGACGCGUACGGCUCCGAGCACCCUUCCUUCAUCUGCCUGGCCACCGACCAGGUCAAGACCAGCUCGUGCAACGGCGACAGCGGCGGGCCCCUGGUCGUCUACGACGCGCAGAACAACCCCACGCAGAUCGGCGCCACCAGCUUCGGCGCGACCGCGAGCUGCGAGGAGGGCUACCCCGUGGGCUUCGUCAACCUGGCCUACUUCAUCGACUGGAUCGCCGAGUCCACCGGCAUCCCCUAUCCCUUCAACCAGUAGAGUGUAGUCCCGAAACUUGUGUAAAUAAAGACGUAUUUAUAGAACAGAA